Messenger RNA from Aspergillus niger, 333 nucleotides. RefSeq lists its product as hypothetical. The coding region runs from base 1 to 333 and encodes 110 amino acids. NCBI's taxonomy places the organism in Eukaryota, Fungi, Ascomycota, Eurotiomycetes, Eurotiales, Aspergillaceae. The record is from RefSeq and is a predicted model, not a curated record. The transcript has 2 exons.
AUGGAAGACGAAGAUCGCGGCCAUGACAACGGCAACAGAAUACUCACUCUGUUCAGCAAGCGUAUAUCCCGGCUAUUGCGGAGCGACUGCUCGUCGACGAGGACAGCCGUGAGCUUGAGGGGUUCACCAACUAAGAAGUCUCCAGCAUGCAGGAAAUGUGCGAUUUUGGAACGACUGCCCGAACCUUACGCGGGCGCAACGGGCUGGCUGAAUGCUACGGCGAAUCUUUUGCGUGAGGGCUUCAAGGUGGGUACGAUGUUCCUUAUUCUAUGGGUGACUCGACGUCCUAACGAAGGGAGCCAAGUGGUGUGGGCAGAAGAAGGGUUGAAGUAG